Messenger RNA from Pezoporus flaviventris, 1297 nucleotides. It is a transcript of the gene ADAP1, whose product is annotated as ArfGAP with dual PH domains 1. Gene Ontology annotation, molecular function: GTPase activator activity; phosphatidylinositol bisphosphate binding. Gene Ontology annotation, biological process: positive regulation of GTPase activity. The record is from RefSeq and is a predicted model, not a curated record. Bases 58 to 1185 code for a protein of 375 amino acids. Lineage: Eukaryota; Metazoa; Chordata; Aves; Psittaciformes; Psittacidae. The transcript is spliced from 11 exons. Gene Ontology annotation, cellular component: intracellular membrane-bounded organelle; plasma membrane.
CCCGCACCGUGAAGCUCGCCCAACCGCGGCGGAGCCCCGCACCGCGCCGCCGGCCCCAUGGCGAAGGAGAAGAGCAGGAAGGCGCUGGUGGAGCUGCUCCAGCGGCCGGGAAACACGGCGUGCGCCGACUGCGCCGCCCCGGACCCGGACUGGGCAUCCCACAACCUAGGGAUCUUCAUCUGCUUAAAUUGUUCAGGAAUCCAUCGCAAUAUUCCCCAAGUCAGCAAAGUGAAGUCAGUCCGCCUGGAUGACUGGGAUGAUGCUCAAGUGGAGUUUAUGGCUGCGAAUGGGAACAAUGUAGCAAAAGCAAAAUAUGAAUCUAAAAUGCCACCGUUUUAUUAUAAACCAACGUUUCUUGACUGUCAACUGCUGCGGGAGCAAUGGAUCAGAGCCAAAUACGAAAGGAAAGAGUUCAUUCACAGUGAGAAGCAGGAGCCUUAUUCUGCAGGCUACCGAGAAGGAUUUCUGUGGAAGAGAGGACGCGACAACGGGCAAUUCUUAAGCCGAAAAUUCGUGUUAUCAGAGAGGGAAGGUGCACUGAAGUACUUCAACAAAAACGACGCGAAGGAACCCAAAGCAAUUAUGAAGAUCGAACAUCUAAAUGCAACUUUCCAGCCUGCAAAAAUCGGGAACCCACACGGACUGCAGAUCACUUACUUGAAGGACAAUAGCACAAGGAACAUCUUCGUCUAUCAUGAAGAUGGCAAGGAAAUAGUGGACUGGUUCAAUGCCAUCCGCGCAGCACGGUUUCAUUACUUACAAGUGGCAUUCCCUGGAGCCAGUGACGUUGAUCUGGUGCCAAAGCUUUCUAGAAACUACCUGAAGGAAGGCUACAUGGAGAAAACGGGGCCAAAGCAAACAGAGGGAUUCAAGAAGCGAUGGUUCACCAUGGAUGACCGACGGCUCAUGUAUUUCAAAGAUCCCCUGGAUGCCUUUGCUAGAGGGGAAGUUUUUAUUGGGAGCAAGGAAAACAGCUACAAGGUCCUGGAAGGGCUCCCACCAUCCACGCAGGGAAACCACUGGCAGCACGGGAUAACCAUUGUCACCCCGGAUCGCAAAUUCCUCUUUGCCUGCGAGACAGAGGAUGACCAGCUGGAGUGGAUUACAACCUUUCAGAAAGUUAUAAGCCGGCCGAUGCUGCCUCAGGAAUACGCAGUGGAAGCCCAUUUCAAACAUAAACCUUAGCUGGGACUGGCUGGGCAGACCUGAGGAGUGAGCUUCUGUUUACAACACAACGUGGUUUUAUUUCAAAUGUUAAAAAUAAUGAAUAAUAAUAACAGUAAUAAUAAUAAUACUA